CUCCUAAGCACUAAGAAAAAAAACUACUCCACGACCUCCAGAAACCCCAUGUGUGCGAAUCACUCCAUCGGGCGCGAACCAUCCGAGGCAUUGUCAUCUUCUCGGCGACUCCCCCCCACCAUUUUAUUUGCAGCACAUCAUCGUAGCAACCCCCGAUUCCUCCCAGAUGAGAUGCAGCUCCAGGUUGCAACACCACACCAAAAUCGCACGUCGCGCGUGAAGUCGGAUUUAACACUUCCCGGCCAUUGGACGGCACUUGAGAGCAAAAGCCGGCAGACUGACGGGAUGACGAAGAUCCCAAACGGGACCGAAGCGAGCCGGUCAGAUCACUCUGUAGUGGAGAUCGUUGCCGCUUGAGGCCUCUUGCAGGUCUUGGCCCCGAAUGAGAGGCGGCACACACGUACACACGCAAACGCGCAUCCACACAUCCACACGCUCAACCACGAGCUCCUCAACCAACCCCACGUGCAACCCGAGCUGUGCCGCAGCCCUGCAUUCCUCGGAAUGAGGCUUAAUCUGCUUCUUGGAUUUCGUAUUGGAAACCGAGUACGUACGGCCUUGCUUGAGUCGCAUUGCAGAAGAACCACUUACCUCCUCUCUUCAAAGGGGAGAGAGGGGCUGCAUUGAUUGGCGCGGUCUAGAACCAAUAUCAACCAUCUCUCUCACUUAUCACGUUACGUCGUUGCUGUUUUACAUUCCGCCCCGCGGAAAGAUCCGCAUCGUAAUGUACCUUUCGAGCCACCUCGGGCUCUACGAAGGCCAAGUCUUGACCACUUGGCCUGGCGCGGACGGACGCAGCCGAAAGGAAAUCCACGUGGGUUGUCGCCCUCGCAGCCUUCUCCUUCUUUCAGCAAGCCCUUUCAUAUCUAUGUGUCCCAACUUAUAAUCCGUUUCUGCCUCUGAUGGACAAGGUGCACUUCCUUGGUGCCUCAGAUUUGGCGUUCUCCUACAAAACCGUAAGGAGCGAACGGCGCUCCGAUCUGUCGAUACCACUACAGGCCGUUCGUCGCCCGGAUGUGGCUGAUGUGUAUCUCGCACAAGUCUUUGUCCCGUGGGCUGAUCUUUGGGGAAACGGUGUGAUCAUGGUGCUUCCAUAAGCCAGAACGACGCCACGAAGGCUUCUCCUCCCCUGAUCCAUCGGGACUCGGUGCCUUCGGGGGGUGUGUGUUGUGUGUUGUGUGGACGAUCACGGCAGCGGCCAGCUCUAGGCCCUCCGGACGACAAGACAACACUAUCCAUUUGCGGCAAAUGGUGUGCUGUGGCUCGGUGUUCUUCGCAUUCCUGAUCUUUUUACGGGUCGGAGGCUGCCUUCUCAGCCCUAGUUAGAGUGCGCCUUCGACUGCAUGCGUCAAACAUUCGCCCGCUACGACAACCACAUGUCGAUUGAGCCCCCGGCCUGGGCAACGCUGGUGUCAUCCAUGGCGGCGAAAUACGUCUAGCAAGGCGUGUCGAGUUUCUGAGGGGGUUGUUAUAACUACCUACGAACUGACCCCACAUCGUUUUCGCGAACCCUUCGCAUUUCUUCCAGGUAACCAACUUCACGAGACACGCCAGAGUCAGAAACGCAUAUCCAACGGAUUGCGUUUCCCUAGAACGUCAGCAUGGAGUCACCACAGCUCUCCCCCGAGGAGCUGGCGAGGGACAGGUCGCCCAUUGUCCUGGGCGUUACAUCCAUGUGCAUGGUCAUCGCCACGAGUGUGUUGGCCCUCCGGCUUUGGACGCGAUUUCACGUUGUCAAGAAGGUCGGCGUGGACGAUUAUGCCGCGACUUUCUCCUUGUUGUCGGUGUUGGGAUGUGGAAUCUCCAUUGCAGUCAUGACACGAUACGGUCUCGGAAGACACGAACAGACACUCACAAUGGACCAAAUGAUCAAGUUUUCAAAAUGCUUUUGGUGUUCCGUGUUCUUCUACAGCCUGAGCCACUUGUCCCUUAAGAUGUCCUUCCUACUCCAGUAUUACCGUGUGCUGUGCACCACCCACAUGCGAAAAGUCUACAUCGUAGCAAUGGUCAUCGUCGGGUCGUGGGGCACCAGCGUUGUGGUCAUGUCCUUCAUCUUCUGUAUCCCUCUCGAGGGCUUCUGGGAUCACCGCGUCCCCGCCAAAUGCUUGGGCCAGCAGGUUCUGUUCUACGCCUUCGGGGCUUGCAGCAUCGCCACAGAUAUCAUCAUCUUCCUCCUGCCAAUGCCCGCGCUCUUCACACUCAAGAUACCUCGUUCUCAAAAGCUAUAUCUCCUGGGGAUUUUCAGCCUCGGCUUCCUAAUUGUGGCCAUUUCCGUCAUUCGCCUCCAGUUCCUCAAGAUCCAGCCCGACUUCACUUGGUACAACGUCGAGCCCGCUAUGUGGUCAAUCAGCGAGCUCACGGCGGCAAUGGUCUGCCUUUGCCUACCCCCUCUCAAGGCCCUGGCCGCGCGGCUGGGCCUCCUGGCCACCCGCACGGGGAACACGUCGCAGCGAAACAGCCGCAACUUCGGCGGGCCGUCGUCGACCGCGCCGCUCUCGCCCAGUCCCAAGACUUUUGAUAGCCCUCCUGGCGAGAAGCCCGGCACCUUUGAUAACUUUGUGGUGGAGUCUGAGCAGUUCAGCAACGGAAUGAUACGUCCAACUCCCGCGCUCGCAGUAUAAGUAGCAUGUAGGGGAUGAUAGGCGCUGUAUUUACGAUUCAUGAGAUGAUGCAAUUUGGAAUGGCAUGUCCAACUGGUUAGAGUCAUACUGAAAUGGAUGGAAAGGUGGAUUUCAUUAUUAAAGACAUUAGGGAUGCAUAAUAGCAUAAUCGUCGACU
This is a messenger RNA of Colletotrichum destructivum, 2778 nucleotides long. RefSeq lists its product as uncharacterized. Bases 1602 to 2621 code for a protein of 339 amino acids. NCBI's taxonomy places the organism in Eukaryota, Fungi, Ascomycota, Sordariomycetes, Glomerellales, Glomerellaceae. The record is from RefSeq and is a predicted model, not a curated record. The transcript has 6 exons.